This is a messenger RNA of Oncorhynchus kisutch (coho salmon), 12001 nucleotides long. RefSeq names its product golgin subfamily B member 1. NCBI's taxonomy places the organism in Eukaryota, Metazoa, Chordata, Actinopteri, Salmoniformes, Salmonidae. The transcript has 28 exons. The coding region runs from base 202 to 8673 and encodes 2823 amino acids. The record is from RefSeq and is a predicted model, not a curated record. Gene Ontology annotation, cellular component: Golgi apparatus.
CAUCGCAGUAGGAGCGUCGUUGCGUCCCUUCGCUGUUUUUAUUCACCUGACGAACAUGGCCGCUGAUGAUUGAAGGAUACCUCGGAUCUCUUGUGAUUUCUUAACUUGAGCAAUAAACAUGCGCCAUUUGACGAUUUCAUUGUAUAAUAUGUGAAUGAACAUCUUUAUGAAGCGAUAAAUUGGGAAGUAGCACUCUAAACCAUGCUGAAGUGGUUUUCCAAUGAAGAUGGCGCUCCUGGCCAGGGAGCGCUCGGCUCCCCCCAGGGUGGUGGUGGUGCUGGAGGAGGAGAAGGAGGCCAGGCAGCCCUGGUGGAGGUGGCGGAGCGGCUGGCCCAGACAGAGCAGCUGGUGGCCCAGCUGAAGGAGCUGAUCCGUGAGAAGGAUGGCUCGCUGCGCACCAAGGACGAGCAGCUCAAGGCAGAGAAGGAGGCGUGCGAGGCCAAGCUCUCCAAGAUGCGUCUCCAGAACAAAGCCAAGGUCACCUCCCUCAGCGCCCAGCUGGAGGAGCUGAAGAAAGGAGGUGCUGCCGGGGGUGGAGCUGGGGGCCAGGGGACUCCCACCCACAGUAAGAAGGGAGGUGCAGAGGGAAGCGAGCAGGCCAGCCGCGGGAAGAUCCUCCUCCUUAGGAAGAAGGUGGAGGAGCUGGAGCAUCAGCUGUCACAGAGAGAUGAGGAACUGGAAGUCAAGUCACGAGAGCUGGAGGCCCAGAGGCAGCGUGGUGCGGACAUGGACGCCAUGCUGGUAGAGCGAAACAGGAAGCUGUCAGAGAAGGAGGCCUACAUAGUCCACCUGCAGACUGGCAUGGCCACCGGAGAGCAGACGGCCACGCCUCCAGCCCAUCCAGACACGGAGCACAUGGCGUUGCCGGAGGAGAGCGGAGCGGGCUCCCUGGCGGAGCUGCAGCUGCUGGUCCUAAGUCUGACCAGGAAGGUGGGCGAGGGUGAUGAACGUUACAGCCUGCUGCAGGAGCAGACUGAGAGCCUCAAGGAGCUCCUAGUCACAGAAAAGGCCGCCUUCGAGGACAAGGAGAACAUGUACAAGCAAAACAUCCAGACGUUUAAAGACAUCAUUCUGCAGAAAGACAACAAGCUAAUGGAGGUCAACCAGAUGCAUGAGCAGGAGCUCUUCAAGUUGGCCGCCAAGUCUGACGCCAGCGCUGAUCUGGAACAGCUCCUGAAGGCUCUGAAACAGAAACUACAUGAGAAGGAGGAGGUGCUACAGGGUAAAAACCAGGUUAUUGAUGUCCUCCAGGGGGAGGUGGACUCCAGAGACCAGCAGAUCAAGGACCUUGUGGAGCGGGCGCGGCGGCUGAAGGUGGAGCGCGAGAGCCUCGGGUCCAAGAUGGAGGCUGAGAAGCACGUGAUGCGGGCUCAGCUGCGUGACCUCUUGGAGAAGCAUCAGGGCGAGCUGCGCCGUGCCGCCGAGUGCCACGAGGCCCAGCUGGCCGAGCGGGAGCAGGCACUUCGCGGGCAGCUACAGGAGGAGCUGGGAAGGACCCCUGUCGCCGAGCUUCAGACCCAAACGCAAGCAGGGAGCGGCGGGGAUUCUCCAGUCACGGCCCAGAGGAUGAACGAGCUGGAAGCACAAGCCAAGCUGAAAUCUGAGGAGGCCAGUAAAUCGGAAGCCAAGUUCCUAAAGAUAAAAGCCUGGUCAAAGUCUCGUAUUCGACAGCUGGAGGACGAGCUGAGGAAAAGCCAGUCUGGCAGAGUGGGCCCUGACGUGACGUCCCUGCGUAGCCGCGUCACGGAUCUGGAGGAAGAGCGGGAGGAGACGCUGUGGAAGCUGGAGCAGUACGACGAGAUCAAGGCCAAGAACGAUGUACUGGAGGCCAAGCUGGUGGUGUACGAGGAGCAGCAGAGGAAGAUGGCCUCCGACCUGGAGCAGGUCACCAAGAGAGCCGCCUCUCAGGCCAGCGAGUCAGGUAGCGCCGACGACGCCCAGAGCCAGGUGCUGGACUGGCAGGAGAUGGUGUCGGAGGCGGUGACGGCCAGGGACCGUGCCCGCGAGGAAAAGGCCACCAUGGCCCUGCGCAUGAGCCACAUGGAGGAGGAGAGAGAGGUGCUGGCCAGCCGGCAGCAGGAGUUGGAGGAGGAGCUGGUGCAGGCCCGGGGUCUCACAGGGCUACAUAGGGGCGGCAAGAAAAUGGGAGGCGCCGCCCACCAACACAGCCUGCAGGAGGACUUUGAGUUUGAUGGCAAGCAGGCGUUCCACCAGGACCCACACAGUGGCGGAUCUGAGAGCACCACCCCGAUGGAGGAGGGGGAGAACAUGGGAGGUUGGUGGCCUGAGUACACUUCCCCCAACACAGGUGGCCUGCGGUCGGUAGUGGAGGAGUUGGAGCUGGAGAGGAACCAGCUGCAGGAACAGAUCCUAGGACUGGAGGACCGCUGUCAGGACCUUGAGGACCGGCUGCAGCUGCAGGCUCGCAUCGAGUCCCUACAGAACGAGUCGGAGAGACUACAGGGUCAGCUGGCCAGCCUUCGGAGCCAGCAGAGCAGGGAUGCAGAGAAACACCAUCUCCUGGUCACCAGCCUCAACGAGCAGCUCAAAGGACUCAGUGACACCCAAGAGUGUCUCGAAACCUCUCUUAUAGAGAAGGAGAACACAUUAGUCAAGACCUCUGAGAAACUGGAGCUCAUCGACAGCCUCCGAGAUUCUUUAAUGGAAAAGGAGGCGCAGCACAAAGAGGUCGCCGACAAGCUGCUUCAAUCUGAGAACCAUCUCACUGAAGUCUCCACAAAAUGCAGUACCUUUGAAAAACAGUGUUCAGAACUGAAGACAUCGGUUGCAGAUCUCACACAUAAGCUGAGUGUGCUUAAAGAGAAGACACUGAAACAAGAGGCCACAAUAAACACUCUUCAAAAUGACCUGGAUCAGACAAACGAUGAACUGGACAAGUUGAACACCACCCAUCUGGAAGAAAGGUCUCAGCUGAUCCACAACCUUCAAAGCUGUGAACGGGAGAUUGAUAACCUCAGAGAUGUCCUCUCAGACAAGGACAAGGAGAUCUUAGCCCUCUCGGGCAACAUGGCGGAGUACGCAGAGCAGAUCAUGGUGCUGAAGCAGGAGAUCAAGCACAAGGAGGAGGACCUGGUUCGCAUCGAGACCGCCCUCACCAAAACGGAGCGGGAGGCACAGAUCAUCAGAGACUCUCAGAACUCGGACCAGCAGGCUCUGUACACCAAGACGGCAGAGCUGGUGGAACAGCUGAAGGAUGCAGAGACUGAGCUGAGCAAGGCCAAAGAGGAGAAGGAGUCGAGGACAGUAGAGGUGGAGGAGCUGAGGAAGCAAGUGGAAGAGGACAAGCGGACCAUCCUGGAACUUCGAGGGGAGAUCCAGCAGCAUCGUAAUCAUCUCUUAGAGUGUGAAACUCAGAUCUCUUCACUGAAGGAGCAUGUGACUGUUGCUUCCCAGAAACUACAGGAGUCCGAGGGUCUCAUCUCUCAGUUGAGGGAAGCAAGUACAUCCAGCAAGACACUGAAAGACCAGCUCCAGGACAAGGAGCAGACGUAUGAGAAAGAACUCAAAUCGGUCAAGGAGGAACGGAACAAGCUUAACGCAGAGGUGUCCAAACACGAUGAUGACCUUAAGACCCUGUCCAACAAGCUAGAGAAGCAGACAGAGUGUCAGGUACAGUUGAAAAAAGAGAUGCAAGAAAAACUGGAGACAAUAUCCUCUCUUGAGGAAAAACUCAGGGCCAUCCAGGAAGAGGCCGAAGUAGAGCAACAGAAAUUUAACACAGAACUGCAAGUCAGAGAUUCUGAAAAGGAGAAGUUGGCGAAAGACCUGCAGGUUAAAUUGGAAAAUAUCUCAAAUAUGAAGAAGCUCUUGAAAAACAUGAAGACUGAAAAACAACAACUGCAAGCUGACCUGAAGGAGAAGGCAGAUGAACUUAAGUCUCAAAAGCAGCUUGUAGAUGACCUUAAUAAAAAAUCUACGGCAGCUCUUGAACUUAACAGCAGUUUGAACUCUCAAAAAAAUGGCCUCAGAGAGGAGAAUCAGAGGUUGCAACAGGAUGUAGCUGGAAAGCAGAAAUCCAUUUCAGAGAUGACAGAUGAAAGGGAUUCUCUGAGAAACAAAGUCUCUGACUUUGAAACGCAGCAUUCAGAAAACAGAAAAGUCAUUGAAGGGCUUCUGAAAGACAAGGAGGAGCUGAGUGUUAGAGCCAAUGAACUGAACAGGGUCCUGGAGCAAAAUAAACAGUCCAUUUCCGAGAGUCUAUUUGAGAAAACGAAUGAAUGUAGUCUUCUAACUAAAACACUCAGGGAAAGGGAGGAGACAGUUGCCCUUUUACAGGUGCAAAUUGACAGUUUGAACACUCAAGUGGAGCAGUUCCAUCACAACAUUGCUGAAAAAGAGAAGUUUGUCACUGAUCAAAACUCACAAAUAGAGGCACAGCAGAGCCAGCUGUCGCAACUCCAGGAAACAAUGUAUUUACUGCAGGAGCAGGAGACUGCCCUGAAAACUGGGCUCACGGAGAAAGACACCGUAUUGCAGCAGAAAUCAGAUGAGUGGAGCUCUUUACAGAAUAAACUUGGGCAGCAGAAAAAGCUUCUAUCCAAGCUACAGGGUGAGACUAAAUCACUUAAAGGACAAUGCUCACAACUGACCCAGUGUCUGGAAGAAAAAGAAGAGACCUUCAGACAAAUGACACAGGACUGUGAAAACCACAAAGCCGAGCUUAACAAGAGGAAUGAGUCAUUGAAGUCACUAAGCAGUCAGCUUGGUGUCAUGAACGAGAGCAGUGCGAAGUUGAAGUCUGAAAAUACAGAGCUGAAAACCACCAUGGAGAACCACGGAGCAGAAAACAACAAGCUGAGGCAUGAGAUGGAACAGAGGCAAGCUGAGGUGGUUGGCCUCCACAGUCACAUCCAGGCACUGAGUGAGCAAAACCAACAACUCCGAGCUGCUUAUGAGAUCAGAGAUCAGGAACUUGCCCAGCAAAUGCACGUUGCAUCUGAGCUUGAUAGAAGGGUAAAUGUGACUCUUGAGCAGAACACAAACCUGUGCUCACAACUGAACAGUCUGACAGAGGAGAAGCAGAUACUGCAACAGGAAUUAGCUGUACAGUCGGAGUCCAUUUCUGAAUUAAGCAAGGAGAAGAACUUACUUCAAGAUAAACUUUCCAAUUUUGAAAUGCAACAUUCAGAAAACUGCAAAAUUAUUGAAGGGCUACUGAAAGACAAAAAGGAGCUCAGUGUAGCAGUAGAGGAACUGAACAAGGUCCUAGAGCAAAACAAACAGACCGUUUCAGAGAGUUUGCUGGACAAAACAAAUAAAUGUACUAAUCUCACCAAAUUGCUUAGAGAGAGUGAAGAGGCACUUGCACAUUCACAAGACCAAGUUGACAGCUUGAACACCCAACUUGAUCAACUGAACAACAACAUAACCGAAAAAGAGAAGACUAUCAGAAAUCAAAACUCACAAUUAGAGGCCCAGCAGAGAGAGUUGUCGCAACUCCAGGAGACAUUGGCUUUAUUACAGGAGCAGGGGACCGCACUGAAAUCUGGGCUCACAGAGAAAGACACCAUGUUGCAGCAGAAAGCAGAGGAGUGGAGCUCUUUACAGAAUAAACUUAAUCAACUGCAGGGCGAGACUAAAUCACUUAAAGGACAAUGCUCACAACUGACUCAGCAUCUGGAAGAAAAAGAAGAGACCUUCAGACAAAUGACACAGGACUGUGAAAACCACAAAGAUGAGCUGAACCAGAGGAACGAGUCAAUGAAGUCACUAAGCAGUCAGCUUGGUGUCAUAAAUGAGAGCAGUGCGAAGUUGGAGUCUGAAAAUACAGAGCUGAAGACCACUCUGGAGAACCACGCAGCAGAAAACAAGAAGCUAAGGGAAGAGAUGGAACAGAGGCAAACUGAGAUAUUAGAUCUUAGGGACAACAUCCAAGCAUUGAAUGAACAGAAUGUCAGACUAAAAACCGAACUCAAAAACUCUGUCACAGAGGCAUCCAAGAAACUUGAAGAGAUUUCAGUUCUCAAGGCAGAGAUUUCUAACAGGGACAGUUAUGUUUCUAAUUUAACAAAGCAACUGACAGCAGCCUGCUCGGACAGGGAUAGCUUAGGUUUGAAUUUGCAGCAGAGAGGUGAGUCCCUAAAACAGCAGGAGAUGUUUAUUAAGCAGUUGCAAACUAAGUCAGUAGAGGGUGAGGGUCAGAUGAGCCAGGCCAUCACUGAGCUGCAGACACAAGCUCAGAGUCUUCAGAAAAGCCUUCAAGACAAAGAUGUUUCGCUGCAUGAGGCGGAGAAACAGCUGAGUCUGCUCAGAGAGAAGUUCACCUUAGAAUCUGAGGAUUUCAAAACCCAGCUGAAUUCAAGUGCGGAAACAAUGAAACAGCUCCAGGGUGAUCUGGAUAAUGCGGUGGAACAGAGUAAUCAGCUCAGUGGGAGGCUUGAAGAACAAGAGGCACAGCUUAAGCAGAAAGUUGAUGAUUAUGUGAGUUUAAGGACAUAUGUUUCAGAGCUGGAGGAUUCUACCACACAGCUCAGAUGUCAAGUUGACAGCCUGACCUCUGAGUCAUCCCUGUUAAAAGAGACCCUGAAAGAGAAAGUCAAGUUCAUCCUUGAAGCACAAAGCACCUCCUCAGCUGUUAGUGAAAGCCUAAAUUCAAAACUCAAAACCAAAGAUACAGAAUGUGAGAGCUUAAAAGAGCAGCUUUCGUACCUCCAAGGAUCCGUUUUAAAGCUCAAUACCAAAGAUGCAGAAUGUGAGUGCUUAAAAGAGCAGCUUUCACAUCUCCAAGAGUCUGUUUCAAAGCUCAAUAGUAGCCUCAGUGCCCAGUCCUCUGAAGUGGCACGACUUCAACAAGCCUUAGAGGAAAGAGGGACUGCCGUUAUGGACCAGUCAAAGGCCCUUCAGGAGCUGCAGAGAAGGGCAGAUGAAGCAACCCUCUUCAAAACCCAGUUCAUGGAGAGCACAGAGUUGGUGUCACAACUGCAGGAUCAGAUUCAGGAACUCUCCACUAAGUCUGCAAGCCUCAGCCGGUCGGCAGAGGAGAACCAAAGUGCCUUUGUAAAUCUUCAGGAGAAGUAUGCUACUCAUUUAGAGGAGCUCCAGGAAGCUCGGACGAUGCUUUCUCAAAGGGCCGAGGAGAUGUCCAGUCUUAACAAGUCCCUCAGUGAAAGCAACAGCACAGUUCAGGCAGCAGAAAGCACCAUAGAGGUGCUGAGGAAUGAGUCUUCCUUGCUACGUCAAGACCUUCGGCAAAUCCAAACACUGAAUGUCGACCUUUCAAAACAAAAGGAAGACGCCCUUGCUACCCAUCAAAGGAGCACCUCAACAUUCACUGUCGAAAUUGAGAGACUAAAAUCUCAGUAUUUGCAUGUGGCUGCUCAGGUAAAUGCACUGACAGAAAAUCUUGAGCAGAGAGAGAUGUCUCUUCAUGCCAUUAACAGUCAGUACACAGCCCAAGUGAAACAGGCAGAGCAUGUAGUGUCAGAAAUGCAGAAACUAGAAGAGCAAAAUAAGAAGCUAAGAGAGGAGAUAGCUCUGUCAAAGCAAGAAAAUCAACAGCGGCUGGAUGCAGCAAUCAGUGAAAAAGAACGUCUGCAGCAAGAAGUUCAGAAACUCAUAAUUGAGAGAGAUGAACACGGCAAGAGCUACAGCAGCCAGAUACAAACAAUGCAGGAGCAGUUGCAUCUCCAAAAGCAGCAGCAAUCCAGCAGCAUGAACGAAGUCAUGGAGAAAAUGGUGGCUGAGAAGGAAAGACUACAGGUUGAGGAGACGAGACAGAGGGUGGAUGAGCUGCAGAGCGCCUUGCAGCAGGCACAGGCCUUCAAACUGCAGACUGAAACAGAAGUCAGCGGGUACCAGGCAGAGCUGGCUGAACUGAGGUCAGAGAGUAGCAGGCUGCAGGCUGAGUGCCAGCGUCUGGCUGGGGAGAGGAAGGAGACCAUGGCCCUGGUGGGGAAGGAUGUGUCUGAUGACCCGUCACUGACCCAGCUCCAGGCGGAGAGAACUCAGCUGCAGAGUCACCUGCAGCGCUGCCUCUAUGAGAUCCAGCAGAGAGAUCUGCACUGCCAGCAGCUCAACGCCAAGCUGCAGCAGGUGGUGGAGGAGAAAGGGGGUGUGUCGGCCCAGCUGAGGGCAGUGUCUCAGACGCUGAGAGACACCCAGAACCGCUGCUAUUGGCUGGAGAACCAGGCCCUGCCUAACCAGCACCACCAGGGCCUUGCAAAGCAGGGGGCGGUGUCUGUAGAAGUGGCUCCGGGAGCUCCCCAGGAGAGGAGCAGUGCUGUGGUAGACAUGGAAGCACUGGAGGCCGGCGAGCUCAGGACCAGGCUGGUGGAGGUGGAGCAGAGUGUGGUUCAGCUAAGUGAGAGUCUGGCUGAAGAGAGGACCAGGAGGGAAGCAGCCGAGGAAGCUCUGGGACUGGCUGAGGACAGAGCCAAGAGCGUUGACUCCAGUCCAUCCAGGACGACCCAGAGAGACUUCAGCAUCCAGCUGGAUACAGAGGAGGAGUGGGAGGCCCUCAUCCUCAACCCCAACGAACCCCUGGUCACACGCAAGGUGAAAGGCGGGAUGCUGGCCUGCAGGCGCUGGCUUCGGGGGCGGAGCCUGUACUGCUCCAAGCUGCUGACAUCACGGGCCCGCUCGCGCUACCUCUUCCUUGGCUACCUGCUGAUUCUGCACGUGGCUGUCCUCAUGUGCCUCACCGGCGCCCUCUAGUGCUGUGGGGUGAAAACAAUCACAAAUUGCAGAUAGAAAUAUAAUUUAUAGAGCAGACUGAGGCACGUUUCCUCCAUGACAAAGACAGUUUGUUCUGCGCAAUGUUUUUCUAUGUAGUUCACUUGACGCUGGGGGUGUUAACAUUGCAGAUACAAAUGUCAUGUGUAGACAAGACACCAUGGCCCGUUUCCUCCACGACAAAGAGGAAUGUCUGUUCUACUCCAUUUCGAGGUAGUUAACCAUGUCUUUUUCCCCUGGAAUGUUAUUCCACCUUUCAGAAUAAGCUGCAGGUUUUUGUCUAGUAUCCAGAGUUUUCAUAAGAGUGAGGGCUUUUGGGGUGUGUCUCAAGUCUUGUGGCUUCUUCGCCUCGCCUCCUACCCUUGGUUCUCACUGGUCUGAAAAGAAAAUGGACAGCUGAAAGUGGGUCCUUUGGUUAGAUCCUACCUUCUUGUUUUCACCCAUUUUUUUGUCAGAUCAGUACAGAUGGAGGCGAGAGGAAGAAGACUGUUAUUGACUAUUAAGACUCAGCUUUUGGAGUGUCUCAGGAGAAAGUGCCGUUUCGAUCCUGUCUGUUAUGUGUUAAAGCCUGAGACGGAACAGAAAGCCAUAUCCACAUCUAUAUGAACGCUAGCCUAAGACGUGCGUACGUACGUGUGUGUGUGUGUGUGUGUGUGUGUGUGUGUGUGUGUGUGUGUGUGUGUGUGUGUGUGUGUUUGAAACACAUUUGUGUGCGCAGGUGUGUGUGUUCAUUUGCACGUGUACAAGAAAUAAACACUAGUCCACUGUAACCUCAUUUAGAUUCACCUUGGAGAACAAAGACUGGUGUAAGUCUAAGAUGAUUCAUCAACAACAUGAUGGAACUGCCCCACUCAGACUGAUGCUGAUGUCUGGCAAGACACAGAUACGGUAUUUCAGGAGAGAAGGGUGGGAAAAGCCAAUAGUACUAUUUCUGCAAAGAUGCCUAUGUAAUUGCACUGCUGCUCAACCCUUCUCCCCAAUACCAAACCCACUGUGUGCUCAACCUGGCACUACCAGGCCAUGGCAUAAUGUUCCCUUUGGCACCCCCUGGUGUCUCCUGGGUAAUAACUGUCUCAUGGUGGCCUUGGCACAAUUCUAAGGUCUAUUCUAUAGCUGCUGCAUUCAAAGCUAUGCACUAAAAAUCAGGGGGUGUUUUUUUCCCUUCUCUCCUUCAGCAAAGAUAUUCAACAUAAUGUAGGGCCAGGAGUUUUAUCUGACCACGUGUCCUGAUAAGGAAAUACUGAUCUGGACCCUAGUAAUAGGAUCUAACUGGCCCCUAGUAAUAGGAUCUAACUGGACCCUAGUAAUAGGAUCUAACUGGACCCUAGUAAUAGGAUCUAACUGGACCCUAGUAAUAGGAUCUAUCUGCACCCUAGUAAUAGGAUCUAUCUGGCACCCUAGUAAUAGGAUCUAACUGGCCCCUAGUAAUAGGAUCUAACUGGAACCUAGUAAUAGGAUCUAUCUGCACCCUAGUAAUAGGAUCUAACUGGCCCCUAGUAAUAUGAUCUAACUGGCCCCUAGUAAUAGGAUCUAACUGGAACCUAGUAAUAGGAUCUAUCUGCACCCUAGUAAUAGGAUCUAACUGGCCCCUAGUAAUAUGAUCUAACUGGCCCCUAGUAAUAGGAUCUAACUGGCCCCUAGUAAUAGGAUCUAACUGGCCCCUAGUAAUAGGAUCUAACUGGACCCUAGUAAUAGGAUCUAACUGGCCCCUAGUAAUAGGAUCUAACUGGCCCCUAGUAAUAGGAUCUAACUGGCCCCUAGUAAUAGGAUCUAACUGGCCCCUAGUAAUAGGAUCUAACUGGCCCCUAGUAAUAGGAUCUAACUGGCCCCUAGUAAUAGGAUCUACUGGACCUUAGUAAUUGGAUCUAUCUGGAACCUAAAGGUUUUACCUUGUCAGAUCACAUGGUCUGAAGAAUAUCUUCCUACCCUGUUUGUGAGCAUGUACCCUGGUAAGUGUGUAAGUAAGAUGUUGUAUUUAAGGGUGGAGUGUAAAAGGGUGCGAGUGUGCACCCUUGAAAGUCUACUGUGUGUAUUUAUGUAUCUGUAUUUGUUGCUCUGUGCCCCCCAAUGCUCUGUUGUUCACUGUACAUUUCUACUUCAUCUGUUGAUUGAUUACAUGCUGAUUUAAUCACUUGAUUGAUAGUGCAGGGUGGCAAUUCACAAAGCAGGAGACAAUAUGUCAGCCAUCUUGCUUUGAGACAAUUUGGGAUAUAAUUCGUAUUUCUCUGGUUCAUAUCUCAUCUGUUUCAAGUUUAGCAUGGGAAGUACUGAGAGAAUGUCAUACUUAUAACAAGUGUGUUUUACCUCUCUGCACUAGGAAAUAUGAAGCCUGACUGACAAGCUGUUUGUUUGUGCCAUCAUGCCAACUCUUUCUCACUCAUUGUUAUACCAAACACGUUUGGCUUGACAAUGAGCAAUGGAGUUGGCCAGAACACAAACCGAUUUGGGACCAGGAUAGGAAAUCUGGUGUUUCAGAAUAUUUACGGUAGUUAGCCAGCUGAGCUAAAAACAUUGCUCCUGCUUUGUGGGAUACCACCAUAGAGAAUGAUAGAGGCCUCUAGUGGCCAAAAGGCUGUAUUAGCAUGGGCAGCGCCACUGAGGGCUUCCACCAAUUUUAAUGUAGUCAACUGGGUUGGACUUCCAACUUCAUUGGCUGAUCCCUCCUGGUAACCCUGUUGGAGUCAUGUCCAACCGGGUCAUUAGGAGGGAUCAGCUAAUCGUGAAGAAGAAGAUUGACUACUUCAAUGACACUGCCCAUGCUGUCAGACGCUGUAAUGGCACAGAUACAAAGAUAAUGGAUACCACCCUGUUCUAACGUUGGUGUUGUGGUGCCGUGGUCCUGAUGGCCUGUAGAUGAGUCCUCUAUCUAUCUCUAUGGAUACCACCCUGUUCUAACGUUGGUGUUAUGGUACCGUGGUCCUGAUGGUCUGUAUAGAUGAGUCCUCUAUCUAUCUCUAUGGAUACCACCCUGUUCUAACGUUGGUGUUGUGGUACCGUGGUCCUGAUGGUCUGUAUAGAUGAGUCCUCUAUCUAUCUCUAUGGAUACCACCCUGUUCUAACGUUGGUGUUGUGGUCCUGAUGGUCUGUAUAGAUGGUGUGAUUGAGGAAAGGAUGACAAAAUACAUCUAUUUAUAAGAGGAAAUGCUACUGAGUGAAACCGAAAUGUCAUAUUUUCUAAAUAGGCUCUAUUUUUUUGAAGUGAAAUCGUUUGGACAGCAAUACUAUCCUAUCCAGGCAUGAAUGGGUUCAAUACCUUGAGGUUGACUUUCACGAAGAAAGGAAUUUUAAUAAAUCUGUUUGAAAAAUACAA